GAGCGGUCGGCGGGUCCUGAGCUGUUUCUGUUGUGCUGACCUGUCACAGUUUUGCUAGGACAAUAUAACGUUACUAAAAAGCAUGGCGUCGUUUGUGACUGAAGUUCUAGCCAGCUCUGGCAAACUGGAGAAGGAGGAUCUGUCUGGCAAAAUAAGCAAGAUGUCGCGAAAAGUGGAGGACACAAAGGAAGAAGUGUGCGACAUGAUAAAUAAGCGAUACAACGAUUUCCUGCCCAGUCUCCAGUCAUCAGAGGAGCUGAUGCUACAGGUUGAUACAGUCUCCAAAGAAAUGGACACUCUAAAAAACUGCAUUGAGAAUGAAGUGCAGAAUGUCCAUGUAGCCGUGGCUGAAUAUACAAAGCUGAAGCAACAGCUGGAGAAAAAUACCGUCAUCAUAACAAUGCUUGGACACCUAAAAGAGUUUCACAGUGCAAUGGAAGAAUUCAACAAGGCUUUACUGGAGAAGAAGUAUGUGGAUGCUGCCAACCGGCUGGAAAGGGCAAGAAAAAGUGUGGGGUCACUGAAGCGCUGGAAGACUUCUGAGCUGCCGCUCCUCAGUGCUCUCAGCUCUGAGUUGACAGUGCAGAGAGAGAACCUCAUUUACCACCUGGGAGAUGAAUGGAAGCGCCUCGUCAUCUGGAAGUUACCAUCCACAAAGGAGCCUGCAGGGGAGAUGUCUUUCUUGAAGGUGGAGCUGAAACUGAGCAGUGCUUGCAGUAAGGAUGGCGAACUGAAACCACCUACACUACUGAGCUCUGUCCUGCAAGCUCUGGCCAUCCAGGGAGACCUUCAGCACAAGAUCAAACUCUUCAGUCAGGUGCUUUUGAAGAACAUGUUGAAGCCGUUGGUGAUGUACGCGUCUCUGUCUGUGAGAGUGACUGAGCAGCAGGGUGAGGGAACCACGUUGGCCCUGCAGUGUUUGGAGGAGAGCGAUGAGGAGCGAUGCGCACCUUCAAAGGUCUACAACAAGCUGCUGCUGGUGCUCAAGACGCUUCAUUCACACCUCCUAGACGUGUCGAUUGGUGAUAAAAAGUUGUCCGCUAUCUUGGGAGAGCUGAUUUGGGAGGAAAUGUCCCACACCAUCAUACAUGACUGCCUUGUCCACUCCAUUCCCACCAACAGCAGCCAGCUGGAGAAAUACAACACUGUGAUAAAGGAAACAGAGGAGUUUGAGAAGUCUCUAAAGGAGAUGGAGUAUCUGCAGGGUGAUUCCACAGACCUGCUCAAAUAUGCCAGAGAUGUUAACUGUCAUUUUGCCAGCAAGAAGUGCAAGGACGUCAUUGUAGCAGCCCGUAAACUCAUGACCUCAAAGAUGCAUAACACAGUCAAAAUCACACCAGACUCAAAACUUCGCCUCCCCAAGCUGCCAGCUCCAAGUUCAGAGGGCAAGGUCAAGCCAGAGAGCUUAAAGGAGGAGGUGACAAUGGAGAACUCAAAGCAGCUGUCUGCGUGGAGUCUGAGGCUGCCAGCCUGUCGCAUCAGUGAGUCAGUGCAGCAGCUGAUGGAGCUGGCACUCGACACUCUGUGUGAAGCUGUUGGGAGCUCAACACAAAGUGCUUUGCAGCUCUUCUUCACUGUGAGAAACAUUUUCCAGCUGUUCUACGAUGUUGUGCCAACGUACCACAAGGAAAACCUGCUCAAAUUUCCUCACCUAGCUGCCAUCCAGCACAACAACUGCAUGUACCUGGCCCAUCAUCUACUCACCCUGGGUCACCAUUUCAGAAACCACCUGCCGCAGCCUCUCAGCGAGGGCGUCGCAACUUUUGUUGACAUGGUGCCAGGAUUCAGGAAACUGGGUGCCCAAUGCUUCUUAGCCCAGCUGAAUGUUCAGAGAGCUGAACUGCUGGAGCGACUUUCCACUGCUCACAAUUUCUGCAACCUGGAUGAUGAAGAUAACUACACUGCAGCUAGCAAAGCAGUACGGCAGGUUAUUCAUCAGUUGAAGCAGUUGGGUACAGUCUGGCAGGAUGUCCUUCCGGUCAGCAUCUAUUGUAAAGCCAUGGGCAACCUCCUCAACACAGCCAUCACAGAAGUUACUGCCAAAGUCAUGAUGCUAGAGGACAUUUCCUCUGAGGAUGGGAACCAUCUCCAGACUUUGUGCCAAACUAUAAUUGAUGAAGGCCCGCUGGUCUUUAUCCCUCUGGCUGAGGAAAAGAAGAAUAAGAAAUAUCAGGAGGAAGUGCCCCUCUAUGUGAAGAAGUGGGGCACCUUCAAGGAGCUCGUCAUCGUGCUGCAGGCCAAUCUGCAGGAGAUCGUUGACAGGUGGGCUGACAGUAAAGGUCCGCUGGCUUUGGAGUUCUCCAGUUCGGAGGUGAAGAAUCUGAUCCGAGCUUUGUUUCAGAAUACGGAGAGGAGAGCUGCAGCUUUGGCCAAAAUCAAAUAGAUUCUUGGAAAGAAAAAAAAUCCCAACAAGAUACCUGAGCACUUUUCCACUGUGGAAAAUAAGGACUCUUUGCCUUUAUUCAUUUCUAUUUUCUGUUAUUUGCAUAAAAUAUAAACAUUUACAUGUAUACAGGCUGAACAGCUCAUCACAGAAAUGGUUGAGGUGUUGUCACUGGGGAUUUAUUACUCCCCAGCCCCCUGAGGUUGUGUAACCAGAAACUUGUCCUCCGUUGACACAUGAUGCCGUAUUCAGGGUAACUUUGCUGCACUUCAUUAAUCAAACUUACUGAUGUGAUUUCAGGAGUUUAUUUGUUUGAACCUAAGCGCCUCUAAAGGACCAUUAUGUUGUGAAAGACCUGCUCUGGAUCUUGGACUUAGUAUUGCAAAUUUUCUUGUUCGAGCAGUGAAACUGAAUUUUUCCAUGUGUGUCUGUGUGUUCUGAUAUAACUUAACCAAAUAAACCAAAACACUCAAUUUUUUCGA
Molecule: messenger RNA, 2865 nt
Organism: Neolamprologus brichardi
Lineage: Eukaryota; Metazoa; Chordata; Actinopteri; Cichliformes; Cichlidae
Gene: zw10
Product: zw10 kinetochore protein
Biological process (GO): mitotic cell cycle; mitotic spindle assembly checkpoint signaling; endoplasmic reticulum to Golgi vesicle-mediated transport
Cellular component (GO): nucleus; RZZ complex; chromosome, centromeric region
Source: RefSeq, a predicted model, not a curated record